CGCCAGUGAGUCGAUGAGUUGAGUGUUGAGUGGGCCGCAGAAGAAGAGGCGCUGCCGCUGGAGUUUACUAGUUGAAUGACAGCGGCGGCGUGAAGUUUGCGGAUAUUACGCUUUGGGAGCGGCUCGCUUUAUUUCAGUGCAGCGUUUUUUUACUUUUGAUUUCUUCCCUUCGCUUUUGGAAAAAUGAGGGACCGGACCAAAGAAUUAGGAAAUACCGCAGAGGCUUCGGAUGACGAUGAGGAGGGCAAAGCGCUGAUGAGCAAAUCUGGAGGCUCAGAGAAGGAAAAUGAUGCCUUUUUCAAAAAGGUCCAAGAAAUUCACGAGGGGCUCCAGCAACUCAAAAGGAUGGUGUCUGACCUCGAGAACAAACAGAAAACUGUGCUGGGCGAGGCGCUACCGAAGGAAGAUAUGAAGAAAGAGCUCCAAACUCUUCGAGACGAGAUCAAAACGCUGGCUGGUCAAAUCCAGAGAAAGCUGAAGAGUAUUGAGCCCAAGAAGGGAGAGGAUGAUGGGAAAUACAUACCCAUAAAUACUCGGAUGCAGCGCACACAGCACGCCGUCUUGUCCAAGGAGUUUGUGGAGCUCAUGGGCCACUGUAACACCAUCCAGGCCCAGUACAGGGACAGAAACGUGGAAAGAAUACAGAGGCAGCUGAAAAUCACUGGCAGCAACGUGACAGAUGAGCAGCUGGAUGCGAUGCUCGAGAGCGGGCAGACGGAUGUUUUCACCCAAAAUAUCCUGAGUGAUACUAAAGCUACGAGGCAGGCUCUGAAUGAGAUCGAGUCCCGGCACGAUGAGAUCCUGAAGCUGGAGAGCAGCAUCAGAGAGCUGCACGAUAUGUUCCAGUAUCUCGCCAUGGAGGUGGAGGCUCAGGGGGAGAUGGUGGACAGGAUCGAGAACAACAUCAAGCAGUCUUCAGACUACGUGGAGAAAGCAACGAGCGAGCUGGAGAAAGCAGUCACGUAUCAGCAGAAAUCACGCAAGAAAAAACUCUGGAUUGCAAUCUGUUUGGCCAUCCUUAUCCUCAUCCUCGUCAUCGCCGUGGGCACUGCCUUCACCUAGCAACACCCUGCGGUGCAAGUUAGCAGAAGCACAUCAUGGAUAUCCCCAAAUCCACACAUUCAUGCAUAUACAUGAACUCACAGGAUGUACAGCUGAGCGGAGUCAAUUUGAUUGUUUUUAUUCCUCUAACCCUCCUGUCCGCCUAACGGUUCUACUCUCCAGUUUUUCUGUUGUAUGGAAGAGAUGUGCUCUCUUGUUUAAUCUCACAAUCUGUGCUGCGCGCUCGAUGCAGGCGCUGCACGUUUUCUGUCAGUUUCUGUUCUGCAAAAACAAACAGCAGGACUCACUGUGGACUGUUACACCAGUCGAUCCUUCCCCUCCUGUGUUUAAAAAAAAAAAAAAAAUAGAAAAAAGAGGAAUUAAGUGACCUUGAGUGGGGCACAGAGCAGUAUUGAUCAAACACUGGCACUCGUCAUACUGUACUCAGGAAAACUGUGUCGUAACGUCGAUGCUUCUGGAUGAAUUGGAGACCUAAAGAACAAUUUUAUAAUGUAGGCCUUUUAUAGUCGGAUACAGGAAAUAGACUAAUAUAAUUGUACAUAACCGAUGUUGCUGGUGAUAAAAAUUUAUGCAGAUGAUUUUUAAAACUUGAAAGGUUUUUUUUUAAUCAUACUGCAUACAUGUAACAAGUGUAAAUACAGAUUUUGUUUGUG
Messenger RNA from Oreochromis niloticus (Nile tilapia), 1715 nucleotides. It is a transcript of the gene stx4, whose product is annotated as syntaxin 4. Gene Ontology annotation, molecular function: SNARE binding; SNAP receptor activity. Gene Ontology annotation, cellular component: plasma membrane; SNARE complex; endomembrane system. The record is from RefSeq and is a predicted model, not a curated record. The coding region runs from base 184 to 1062 and encodes 292 amino acids. Gene Ontology annotation, biological process: intracellular protein transport; exocytosis; vesicle fusion. The transcript is spliced from 10 exons. NCBI's taxonomy places the organism in Eukaryota, Metazoa, Chordata, Actinopteri, Cichliformes, Cichlidae.